Molecule: messenger RNA, 13966 nt
Organism: Parus major (Great Tit)
Lineage: Eukaryota; Metazoa; Chordata; Aves; Passeriformes; Paridae
Gene: ZFHX3
Product: zinc finger homeobox 3
Exons: 10
Coding region: 131-11167 (3678 amino acids)
Biological process (GO): regulation of neuron differentiation; regulation of transcription by RNA polymerase II; brain development
Cellular component (GO): nucleus
Molecular function (GO): zinc ion binding; DNA-binding transcription factor activity, RNA polymerase II-specific; RNA polymerase II cis-regulatory region sequence-specific DNA binding
Source: RefSeq, a predicted model, not a curated record
CACUUGAGGAAAGUUUGUGCAACCCUCCCGGCAGGGCAGGAGCUCCGAUGGGCGUCGUGCGCGCCCUGUCCUGCGGCGCUGGCGGUCGGAGCCGUACCGGGUGCAAUGAGCGCUCCGUGCCGGCCCUGCCAUGGAAGGCUGUGACUCGCCCGUCAUCCCCGGGAAGGACAAUGGGUGCGGCAUUCCUCAGCACCAGCAAUGGACUGAUCUCAACAGCGCCCACCUCCCUGACCCGGCCGGCAGCAUGGAGCAGCCCGCGGCGGAGAGCUGCGGCCCCCUGGACAGCCUGAGGGUGCCGUUCCCCGAGCGCGUCCCCGAGAGCAGCGCGGCGGGUGCCGAGCCCGCGGGCGAGGAGGUGAGCUGCGGGCAGUGCGCGGCCUCCUUCGCCGGCCUGCAGAGCUACAUGGAGCACCGCUGUGCCGGCACCCGCCCGCCCCCGCCGCUGCGGGGGGAGAGCGGGAGCGACAGCAGCGAGGACGGCGAGGAGGAGAGCGACGUGGAGAACCUGGCCGGCGAGAUCGUCUACCAGCCCGACGGCUCGGCCUACAUCGUGGAGAGCCUCAGCCAGCUGGUGCAGAGCGGGGCUGCCGGCGGCAGCGGGACUCUCCCCUCGCUGCUCCCGAACUCUCUGCCCAAGCAGGGAGAGCCCUCUGCUGCCGCUCCCGUCUACCCACAGAUCAUCAACACUUUCCACAUAGCCUCAUCCUUCGGGAAGUGGUUUGAGGGCUCAGACCAGGCCUUCCCGAAUACCUCAGCCCUGGCGGGCAUCAGCCCCGUCCUGCACAGCUUCCGCGUCUUCGAUGUGCGACACAAAAGCAACAAGGAUUACCUGAACAGCGACGGUUCUGCCAAAAGCUCCUGCGUAUCCAAAGAUGUUCCCAACAAUGUGGACCUGUCCAAAUUCGAUGGCUUUGUGCUCUAUGGGAAGAGGAAGCCCAUUCUGAUGUGUUUCUUGUGCAAGCUCUCCUUUGGGUAUGUCCGCUCGUUCGUGACCCAUGCCGUGCACGACCACCGAAUGACUCUGAGUGAGGAGGAGCGGAAAAUUCUUAGCAAUAAGAACAUCUCCGCUAUCAUCCAAGGGAUAGGCAAAGACAAGGAACCCCUUGUCAGCUUUCUGGAACCAAAAAACAAAACCUUUCAGCACCCUCUUGUUUCCGCAGCUAACCUCAUAGGCCCUGGACACAGUUUUUAUGGUAAAUUCAGUGGCAUUUGCAUGGAAGGUGAGCAGGCCCUCCAGGCCGGGGCGGCCGGUGGAGCUGAGCCACCGCCGGCAGCGGGUGUCCUUGCCCCCAGUGCACUCCUCAACCUGGGUGGGCUGACCAGCUCAGCUCUGAAGACUCCCAUUACCUCAGUCCCCCUGGGCCCGCUGGCUUCCAGUCCCACCAAAUCCUCGGAGGGGAAGGACCCUGGGGUGGCAGGGGGGGAGAAACAAGAGGGGGACGACCAGGACAGCCUCUCAGAAAAGGUGGAGCCAGCCGAGGAGGUGGAAGAGGAGGAGGAGGAGGAUGUGGAAGAGGAGGAAGAGGAAGAGGAAGAGGAGGAAGAGGAAGAAGAUGAGGAUGAUGAGGGUUGCAAAGGACUAUUUCCAAACGAGUUGGAGGAUGAACUGGAAGACCGGCCCCAGGAGGAUGUUGGGGCUGUGGCAGGCAGUGGCAGCAGCAAAAAGGACCUUGCUCUCUCAAACCAAAGCAUUUCUAACUCUCCCUUAAUGCCUAACGUGCUCCAGACCCUGUCACGGGGCACGGCUUCUACUAGUUCUAAUUCUGCUUCUUCCUUUGUCUUUGAUGGUGCAAACAGGAGGAAUCACUUAAGCUUUAACAAUGAGGGUGGCGGAGCCAGUGUGGCCGAGGGCAGCAGGAGGCUGGACUUCAUCGAUGAAAGUGCCAAUAAAGACAAUGCCACAGCACCAGAACCAAAUGAGAGUGCAGAGGGCGAGGACGGGAGCUACAUCUCCCAUCACCAGCAUGCUGGCCCCCUCUGUGAACUUGGGGGUGGGGAGUGCCCCUCGGGGAGCGGCGUGGAGUGCCCAAAGUGCGACACGGUCCUGGGCUCCUCGCGGUCGCUGGGUGGCCACAUGACUAUGAUGCAUUCUCGCAACUCAUGUAAGACACUCAAGUGUCCCAAGUGCAAUUGGCACUACAAGUACCAGCAGACGCUUGAGGCGCACAUGAAGGAGAAACAUCCUGAGCCAGGUGGCUCCUGCGUCUACUGCAAGAGCGGGCAGCCGCACCCACGGCUGGCGCGGGGCGAGAGCUACACCUGUGGUUACAAGCCCUUCCGCUGCGAGGUCUGUAACUACUCCACAACUACCAAAGGCAACCUCAGUAUUCAUAUGCAGUCUGACAAGCAUCUCAACAACAUGCAGAACCUGCAGAACGGAGGGGGAGAGCAAGUCUUCAGCCACACGGCGGGGGCAGCGGCGGCAGCGGCUGCUGCUGCGGCAGCCGCUGCCGCCAACAUCGGUAGCACCUGCGGGGCUCCCUCCCCCACCAAACCAAAAACCAAACCUACGUGGCGCUGCGAGGUGUGCGACUAUGAGACCAAUGUAGCUAGAAACCUUCGGAUUCACAUGACCAGUGAGAAGCACAUGCACAAUAUGAUGCUGCUUCAGCAAAACAUGUCCCAAAUCCAGCAUAACCGGCACCUAGGCCUCGGCAGCCUGCCGUCCCCCGCUGAGGCCGAGCUCUACCAGUAUUACCUGGCACAGAACAUGAACCUUCCCAACCUGAAGAUGGACAGCACUUCCUCAGAUGCACAGUUCAUGAUGGGGGGGUUCCAGCUCGAUCCCACCAACCCCAUGGCAACGAUGGCUCCAUCUCUAGUGGGUGGCGAGAUCCCGCUGGACAUGCGGUUGGGUGGUGGACAGCUGGUGUCUGAGGAGCUGAUGAACUUGGGUGAAAGUUUCACACAAACGAAUGACCCAUCGCUGAAGCUCUUCCAGUGCGCUGUGUGCAACAAGUUCACUACAGAUAAUUUGGACAUGCUGGGCCUCCACAUGAAUGUGGAGCGAAGCCUCCCUGAGGACGAGUGGAAGGCGGUGAUGGGGGACUCGUACCAGUGCAAGCUGUGCCGCUACAACACACAGCUCAAGGCUAACUUCCAGCUCCACUGUAAGACGGACAAGCAUGUGCAGAAAUACCAGCUGGUGGCACAUAUCAAGGAGGGGGGCAAAGCCAACGAAUGGAGGCUCAAGUGCGUGGCCAUUGGGAACCCAGUCCAUCUGAAAUGCAACGCGUGCGACUACUACACCAACAGUCUGGAGAAGCUACGUCUUCACACCGUGAACUCGAGACACGAGGCCAGCCUGAAGCUCUACAAGCACCUGCAGCAUCACGAGAGCGGGGUGGAAGGUGAAAGCUGCUACUACCACUGUGUCCUCUGUAACUACUCCACCAAGGCCAAGCUGAACCUCAUCCAGCACGUGCGCUCCAUGAAACACCAGCGGAGUGAAAGCCUCCGGAAGCUACAGCGCCUCCAGAAAGGUCUUCCUGAAGAGGAGGAGGACCUGGGACAGAUCUUCACCAUACGCAAGUGUCCAGCUGCCGAGGCCGAAGAACCCAGUGAAGAUGUGGAAGGGCCCAGUGAAACAGCUGGUGAUGUCGAGGAGCCUGCCAAGGAGCAAGAGAGUGGAGGGGACAAGGACCAGAGUAAAUGGACAGCACCAGCCAGCCAGCCAGAGAAGGAGCUGACAGAGCCUCCAGCGUCCUCUAAGCGGAUAUCAUUUCCCAGCAGCUCUGAGUCGCCUCUCUCCUUUAAGUGGUCAAAAACUUCAGAGGAGACCAAAUCAGAGCAGAUGUACCAGUGUCCAUAUUGCAAGUACAGCAACACAGACGUGAACCGGCUGCGGGUGCACGCCAUGACCCAGCAUUCAGUGCAGCCCAUGCUCCGCUGCCCUCUCUGCCAGGACAUGCUGAACAACAAGAUCCACCUGCAGCUGCACCUCACCCACCUGCACAGCGUGUCACCUGACUGUGUUGAGAAACUCAUCAUGACGGUGACAACCCCUGAGGUGAUGAUGCCCAGCAGCAUGUUCCUCCCGGCAGCUGCUCCAGAGAAGGAUGGGAGCUCAGGCACAGAGGAGCUGGGGAAGCAGUCUGAGAUCUCUGAGGAUGUGGGGAAGACCCUUUUGCCAUCGGACAGUGCAGAGCACAGCGGGGACCCCAAGCCCACUCCAGCUGAUCCGAGCGCUGCCCGGGAGGACUCUGGCUUCCUGUGCUGGAAGAAGGGCUGCAGCCAGGUGUUCAAGAGCUCAGCAGCCCUGCAGACACACUUCAACGAUGUCCAUGCCAAGCGGCCUCAGCUGCCAGUCUCCGACCGCCACGUCUACAAGUACCGCUGCAACCAGUGCAGCCUGGCCUUCAAAACCAUUGAGAAGCUGCAGCUCCAUUCCCAGUACCACGUCAUCCGGGCUGCCACCAUGUGUUGCCUCUGCCAGCGCAGCUUCCGAACCUUCCAGGCCCUGAAGAAGCACCUGGAAACCAGCCACCUGGAGCUGAGUGAGGCUGACAUUCAGCAGUUGUACGGUGGUCUCUUGGUCAACGGGGACCUCCUUGCUAUGGGUGACCCCUCACUUGCUGAGGACCACACAAUAAUAGUCGAGGAAGAUAAGGAAGAGGAGAGCGACCUGGAAGAAAAGCAGAGCCCAACAGGCAGCGAUUCAGGGUCAGUGCAAGAGGACUCUGGCUCAGAACCAAAAAGGGCCUUACCCUUCAGGAAGGGCCCUAACUUCACUAUGGAGAAAUUUCUAGAUCCAUCUCGCCCAUACAAGUGCACAGUCUGCAAGGAGUCCUUCACGCAAAAGAAUAUUCUCCUGGUACAUUACAAUUCCGUUUCUCAUCUGCAUAAACUGAAACGAGCCCUCCAAGAGUCUGCUACUGGGCAGCCUGAACCUACCAGCAGCCCAGACAACAAACCUUUCAAGUGUAACACCUGCAACGUGGCCUACAGCCAGAGCUCAACUCUGGAAAUCCACAUGAGGUCUGUCCUGCACCAGACCAAGGCUCGCGCGGCCAAGCUGGAGGCGGCCAGUGGCAGCAGCAACGGAGCCGGCAACAGCAGCAGCAGCAGCAGCCUCUCCCUGGGGUCGUCCACACCGAGCCCCGUGAGUGCCAGCAACAGCAAUGCUUUUGCAACCACCAGCACGAGCACUUCAGGCACCACUCCCAUUCCCAGCCUACUCAACCAGGUCUCCAGUGACAGCGUGGGAAUCCCUCCCUUGGGUAGCACUGUAAGCACUAACAUCUCCUCCCCUGCGGAGCCCAAAGAGGUGAACCGCAAGAAGCUGGCAGACAUGAUUGCAUCCAGGCAGCAGCAGCAGCAGCAACAGCAACAGCAGCAACAGCAGCAGCAGCAACAAGCUCAAACCUUGGCACAGGCACAGGUCCAGGCUCACCUGCAGCAGGAGCUACAGCAGCAAGCUGCUCUCCUGCAGUCCCAGCUCUUCAACCCAGCACUUUUGCCGCACUUUCCAAUGACCACUGAGACCCUUCUGCAGCUGCAGCAGCAGCAGCAUCUUCUGUUCCCAUUCUAUAUCCCCAGUGCUGAGUUCCAGCUCAACCCAGAAGUCAGCUUGCCUGUCACCAGUGGUGCACUGACAUUGACUGGGACAGGUCCAAGUUUGCUGGAGGAUCUGAAGGCACAAGUUCAGCUCCCUCAGCAGAGCCAUCCACAGCUCUUGCAGCAGCAGCAAGGUCAGCUGUCCUUGUCACAACCCCACUCCGUCCUGUUACAGCAGAGCCAGCACCCAGAGAAGAAGAAUAAAUCUGUAGUGAAGGAGAAAGAUAAAGAAACCCCACGGGAGAGGGAAAGCACAGAGAGGGGAGACAAUAACAUAACACUGAAGGAGUCUCUUCCUGAUAACUUAAAGCCCAAAGAGAAGAAGGACUUUGUGCCAGGCAGCACUUCAGAACCCUCCAUACUGCCUCCACGGAUUGCUUCUGACGCGAGGGGCAACGCCACCAAAGCCUUACUGGAAAACUUUGGCUUUGAGCUCGUCAUCCAGUACAACGAGAACAAGCAAAAGGGGCAGAAGAAAAAUGGGAAGACAGAGCAAGGUGAGAACUUGGAAAAGCUGGAGUGCGAUACAUGCGGCAAGUUCUUCUCAAACAUCCUCAUCCUGAAGAGCCACCAAGAGCACGUUCACCAACAUUACUUUCCCUUUAAGCAGUUAGAGAGAUUUGCUAAACAAUACAGAGAACACUAUGACAAACUGUACCCGCUGCGGCCGCAGACCCCAGAGCCACCACCCCCGCCUCCACCGCCCCCCCCUCCGCUCCCUCCAGCUCCUCCUCAGCCAGCUGCUGCUCCUGCCAUCCCUACUUCUGCCCCACCAAUCACCUCUCCCACCAUCGCACCAGCCCAGCCAUCUGUGCCACUCACCCAGCUCUCCAUGCCUAUGGAGCUCCCCAUCUUCUCACCACUCAUGAUGCAAACCAUGCCCCUGCAGACAUUACCAGCACAACUGCCGCCUCAGCUGGGCCCCGUAGACCCCCUGCCCGCCGACUUGGCCCAGUUGUACCAGCAUCAGCUCAACCCCAGCCUUCUCCAGCAGCAGCAGAACAAGAGGCCACGCACACGGAUCACCGAUGACCAGCUCAGAGUCCUCCGGCAGUAUUUUGACAUUAACAAUUCCCCAAGUGAGGAACAGAUCAAAGAGAUGGCAGACAAAUCUGGAUUGCCCCAGAAAGUGAUCAAGCACUGGUUCAGAAACACCCUGUUCAAGGAGCGCCAACGCAACAAGGACUCCCCAUACAACUUCAGCAACCCUCCCAUUACCAGUCUGGAAGAGCUGAAGAUAGACUCACGGCCUCCUUCUCCAGAGCCUCAAAAGCAGGAGUACUGGGGAAGCAAGCGGUCCUCUCGGACACGCUUUACUGACUACCAACUCAGAGUCCUGCAAGACUUCUUUGAUGCCAAUGCUUACCCAAAGGAUGAUGAAUUUGAGCAGCUUUCUAAUUUGCUGAACCUCCCAACGCGUGUUAUAGUGGUCUGGUUUCAGAAUGCCCGUCAGAAAGCAAGGAAAAACUAUGAGAAUCAGGGAGAAGGCAAAGACGGGGAGCGACGGGAGCUCACAAAUGACAGGUACAUUAGAACAAGCAACUUGAACUACCAGUGCAAAAAGUGCAGUCUGGUCUUUCAGCGCAUUUUUGAUCUCAUUAAACACCAGAAAAAGCUUUGUUACAAAGAUGAGGAUGAGGAUGGACAGGAUGAUAGCCAGAACGAGGACUCUAUGGAUGCAAUAGAGCUCUUGACUCCAACCAGUUCCUCCUGCAGCACACCAAUGCCCUCACAAGCUUACAGCACACCUACAUCUUCAGCCAAUGCAACCUCCUCAGCUUUUCUGCAGCUCACGGCAGAGGCAGACGAUUCCUCCACCUUUAAUUCUAAAGCAGAAGCUACAGAUGAGAAACCAAAGCAGUCUGAACCUCCAAGUACACAGCAAAACCAAACCCAAGAGAAGCAAGUGCAACCAAAGCAAGAGCCUCAGCAGCAACAGGACCAAGGAGAACAAAAGACAAGUUCAGCACACCAAAAGAUUUCACAGUUAUCCUCCCCCUCUUCGCUGCAACAGCCACCUCCUCCUCAGCCCCCUCCGUGCUCCUUGUCACAGACAAGUCCAAAUCCAUCUCAGCUCUCACACCUCUCCCUCAAACCCAUUCACACGUCCACCCCUCAGCAGCUGGCAAACCUACCUCCUCAGCUAAUCCCAUACCAGUGUGACCAGUGUAAACUGGCAUUUCCUUCCUUUGAGCAUUGGCAAGAGCAUCAGCAGCUCCAUUUCCUGAGUGCACAGAACCAGUUUAUCCACCCCCCAUUCCUGGACAGAACACUGGAUAUGCCAUUCAUGCUUUUUGAUCCCAGUAAUCCACUACUGGCAAGCCAGCUGCUGUCUGGAACGUUACCACAGAUUCCAGCAAGCUCAGCCACCUCGCCGUCGACGCCAACAUCCACCAUGAACACGCUGAAGAGAAAGCUGGAGGAAAAGGCCAGUGCAAGCCCUGGAGAGAAUGACAGUGGGACUGGGGGAGAAGAACCCCAAAGGGAUAAGCGUCUGAGGACAACCAUUACCCCUGAGCAGCUGGAAAUCCUGUACCAGAAAUACUUGCUUGACUCCAACCCCACACGGAAGAUGCUGGAUCACAUUGCACAUGAAGUGGGCUUGAAGAAGCGUGUGGUACAGGUUUGGUUCCAGAACACCCGUGCACGAGAGAGGAAGGGGCAGUUCAGAGCUGUGGGGCCUGCCCAAGCCCACAGACGGUGUCCCUUCUGCCGAGCUCUCUUUAAAGCAAAGACAGCUCUGGAAGCUCAUAUCCGAUCCCGUCACUGGCAUGAGGCCAAGCGAGCUGGGUACAACCUGACGCUGUCUGCCAUGCUUCUAGACUGCGAUGGGGGACUCCAGAUGAAAGGAGACAUCUUUGAUGGAGCCAGCUUUUCCCACAUGCCACCAACUAGCAGCGACGGACAGAGCGUGCCCCUCUCCCCGGUGAACAAGAGUUUGGAACUGUCACCUAGAACCCUGCUGAGUCCAUCCUCCAUUAAGGUGGAAGGGGUUGAAGACUUUGAGAGUCCCUCCAUGUCCUCAGUCAAUCUGAACUUUGACCAGACAAAGCUGGACAACGACGACUGCUCUUCCGUCAAUACUGCAAUCACAGACACUACCACAGGAGACGAAGGGAACGCAGACAACGAUAGUGCAACAGGGAUUGCAACCGAAACCAAAUCCACAUCAGGACCCAGUGAAGGUCUGACUAAAGCAGCCAUGAUAGCAAUGUCUGAAUAUGAAGAUCGUCUGUCUUCUGGCCUGGUCAGCCCAGCUCCCAGCUUCUACAGCAAAGAGUACGACAAUGAAGGUACCGUGGACUAUAGUGAAACCUCCAGUCUUGCAGACCCCUGCUCGCCCAGCCCUGGUGCAAGUGGUUCAGCCAGCAAGUCUGGAGAAAGCGGGGAGCGGCCCGGGCAGAAACGCUUUCGCACUCAGAUGACUAAUCUCCAGCUCAAGGUUCUUAAGUCAUGCUUUAAUGACUACAGGACACCAACCAUGCUGGAGUGUGAGGUCCUGGGCAAUGACAUUGGACUGCCAAAGAGAGUUGUUCAGGUCUGGUUCCAGAAUGCGAGGGCAAAAGAGAAGAAGUCAAAACUCAGCAUGGCCAAGCAUUUUGGUAUAAACCAAACAAGUUACGAGGGACCCAAAACAGAGUGCACUUUGUGUGGCAUCAAGUACAGCGCUCGGCUGUCUGUACGUGACCAUAUCUUCUCUCAACAGCAUAUCUCCAAAGUUAAAGAAACCAUUGGAAGUCAGUUGGAUAAGGAAAAGGAGUAUUUUGACCCAGCUACUGUCCGUCAGUUGAUGGCUCAGCAGGAGCUGGACCGAAUCAAAAAAGCCAAUGAGGUUCUUGGUCUGGCAGCUCAACAGCAGGGCAUGUUUGACAGCACACCCCUGCAAGCUCUGAACCUUCCUGCUGCGUACCCAGCGUUACAGGGCAUCCCUCCAGUCUUGCUCCCAGGCCUCAACAGCCCAUCCUUACCUGGCUUCACUCCAUCCAACACAGCUUUAACUUCUCCCAAACCGAACCUGAUGGGCCUGCCCAGCACAAGCGUCCCUUCACCCGGCCUCCCCACCUCUGGAUUACCAAAUAAACAGCCCCCGGCCGCACUGAGCUCACCCACCCCAGCACAAGCCACGGUGGCCGUGGCCCCGCAGCAGCCGCCAGCCACGACCCCGCAGCCGCAGCAGCCACCCCCCGCACAGCGCAAGGAGAAGGAGAACGAGAAGGCAAAAGAGAAGGAGAAGGCACCCAAGGGGAAGGGGGACACCCUGCCAGGGCCCAAGAAGGAAAAGGGGGAGGCACCGGCAGGCACGCUCGCGGCCCCGCUGCCCACCAUGGAGUACGCGGUGGAGCCCGCCCAGCUCCAGGCGCUGCAGGCCGCCCUGAAUUCGGACCCCACCACCUUGCUGACGAGCCAGUUCCUUCCUUACUUCGUCCCCGGCUUUUCCCCCUACUAUGCCCCACAGAUCCCUGGCGCCCUGCAGAGCGGGUACCUGCAGCCCAUGUAUGGGAUGGAGGGGCUGUUCCCCUACAGCCCCGCACUGUCACAGGCGCUGCUGGGGCUGUCUCCUGGCUCACUGCUGCAGCAGUACCAGCAAUACCAGCAGAGUCUGCAGGAGGCAUUGCAGCAGCAGCAGCGGCAGCAGCAGCAGCAGCAGCAACAGCAGCAGCAGCAGCAGCAGCAGCAGCAGCAACAGCAGCAGCAGCAGCAGCAGCAGCAGCAGCAGCAGCAGCAGCAGAAACCGCAGCAGCCCAAAGGAAGCCAAACCCCCGUCCCCACGGGGGCUGCCACCCCGGACAAAGACCCUGCCAAAGAACCCCCCAAGCAAGAAGAGCAGAAGAACGCACCCCGCGAGGUGUCCCCCCUCCUGCCCAAACCCCAAGAAGAGCCUGAAGCGGAAGGCAAGGGCGCGGACUCUCUCUGCGACCCUUUCAUUGUCCCAAAGGUGCAGUACAAGCUGGUCUGCCGCAAGUGCCAGGCGUGCUUCGGCGACCAGGAGGCGGCCAGCGACCACCUGAAGUCCCUCUGCUUCUUCGGCCAGUCUGUGGCGAACCUGCAUGAGAUGGUGCUUCACGUGCCCAGCGGCAGCGGCCAGGGCGGCGGCUCGUACCAGUGCGUGGCGUGCGAGAGCACGGUGUGUGGGGACGAAGCCCUCAGUCAGCAUCUCGAGUCAGCCCCGCACAAACAUCGAACAAUCACAAGAGCAGCAAGAAACGCCAAAGAGCACCCCAGUCUAUUACCUCACUCUGCCUGCCCCCCCGACCCCAGCACCGCAUCUACCUCGCAGUCGGCCGCUCACUCAAACGACAGCCCCCCGCCCCCCCGGCCCCCCCCGGCUUCCCCUCACGCCUCCAGAAAGCCCUGGGCCCCGGCAAACCCGCCCGGGCCGCCGCCGCCGCCUUUCCCUCCUCUCUCCUCAUCUUCAACGGUUACCUCAAGUUCAUGCAGCACCUCAGGGGUUCAGCCCUCGAUGCCAACAGACGACUAUUCGGAGGAGUCUGACACGGAUCUUAGCCAAAAGUCAGAUGGACCGGCGAGCCCGGCGGAGGGGCCCCAGGACCCCGGCUGCCCUAAGGACAGUGGUCUAGCUAGCAUAGGAAUGGACACCUUCAGAUUGUAAGCUUUGAAGAUGAACAAUGAAAAUGAAUUUAAAUAAAAAAAAAAAAAGUUAAUAACAAACCAAUUUCAAAAAUAGACUAACUGCAAUUCCAAAGCUUCUAACCAAAAAAAAAAAAAAAAGAAAAAAGAAAAAAAGAAAAAGCGUGGGUUGUUUUCCCAUAUAACGAUGCCGGUGGGUUUUACAUUUCUUUUUUCCUUUCCUUUUAAUAAAAUAAAACUUUAAAAAAAAAAAAAAAAAAAGGAAAAAAUAAAAUCUGUUACAUUUGUCCUCUGGAAGGUACUGUUGGUCUGGGAGACGAAGGCCGUGCUGCCUCCUCGCGCCUGCGGAGCUCGCACCCCUGUACAUUGCCCCGUCCGAUCCCCCGUUGAUAGCACAGCAGAGCCCGGCAGCGCUGUAUGGGAAAGCAGCCCACCUGGAGACAGUUUUAAAUUUCUUGCUAUCUUAGCAUUCAGAUACCAAUGGCUUGCUAAAAGAAAAAAGAAAUGUAAUGUCUUUUUAUUCUCAGGUCAAUCGCUCACACUUUGUUCUGUUUUCAGAAUCAUUGUUUUAUAUAUAUAUUUUUUUAUUUAUACAUAUAUAUAUAAUUUCUUUUGUUUGUUUUGGGGGUUUUGGUUUGGUUUGGUUUUGUUCCAGAAAAGGAUUUUUUUUGUUGUUGUUUUUUUUGGUUUGGGGUGGGGGCGGGGGGGGUGGGCAGUGUUAAUUUAAAAUGGGCAGAAAGUAUUCAAGAGAAAAACAAUGUGAACUGCUUUAGCUUUUCGGGGAUUUUAAGGGUAGCUUUUCUGCUGAAGCCAAUUCCAAGGGGAAAAGUUAAGCACUCCCACUUUUCAGAAAAAAAAAAAAAAAACCACACAAAGAGUGUUGAGGACUUGGAGCUUAAAAAAAAUAAGUUUUAAAACAACUGACUUUCUGUAUUUAUGAUAGAUAUGACCAUUUUUGGUGUUGAGUAGAUUGUUGCAUUGGAAAUGAACUGAAGCAGUAUGGUAGAUUUAAAAGAAAAAACCCUUUUGUGUACAUUUAGCUUUUGUAUGGUCCAGCUGACGGCUUCUCAUUUGAUGUUGUCUUGUUCAUUCCUAGACAGAUAGAUUGCGAUCCAUCGACUCGCCUGAGCUUUUCUCCCCUUUGUACCUUUAUCCCCGUCCCCAUCCUGUAAUCUUCCACUUAUGGUCGCUACCUUCAUUUCUUAGAGGGUGGUUGCAUAAUUAUUUUAUAAAAACUAAAGAAAGACGUUCAAAGGGUUUUGGGGGUCAGUAGGAUCCCUUGCAGAAUAUUUUUUGUUGGGGGUUUGAAACUUUUUAAGGCAUAUACAUGCGAUUUACCUAUGUCUGUUACCCUUGUGCACUUAUUUUAUUCUUAUUUUCCAUUUCUCUUUUUUUCUUCUCUUUUUCUUCCCUUCUUCCUUUACUCAUUUUGUAAAUGCUUCAAAGACUCUGUUCCUGACCUCUGAGCAUCGGUUCUGUUUGUGUAAAAUUAGGCUGCACUCUGUUCCUUCUUUUGGAAAAAAAAGGUUUUGUUACAUUUUUUUCUCUAAAGAAAAUUCAUGCUUUAAAUAAAAUCCAAAGACAUACCCUUCACCACUGGUGCAGAAUGAGCAAAAAGGAUUCUUUUUACUUGAGAAUUUGUUUCUGAUUUAAACAAACAAGUCUAAGUUUAAAUAAAGAAUAAAAAAAAAAAAACAUACCCAGGUUGUUAUCUGUGCUUCUUCUGCAAGCAGAGAGACAACUCUUAGUGAGCACCCAGUGCACCCCAGGCAGGUUUCUCUUUCCAAGAUCUCUCCGCGGCAGCACCGGGUGCCAGGCUCAGGGAGGCCCGGAGCCCCCCGGCCCCCCCAGCCCACACCCACCUCAACUGGCCCAGACUUUGAAAGGAAAACUUUAUGCUGCUAAAAUGUAGAUUUUGGAGAUGUAGAUACUUUGCUGUUCCCUUCCAUAACCAAAUGCCAACAGAAACAACCUCUUUCCAUCAUGUUUCCUCUGCCCAAAAGCACGAGAGCCUUCUGCCCACCAUCAUCAUCCUCCUUCUGCUUCAAAAGGGAACUUCGAAGACUGUGAACGCAGGUUCCUCCCGCCGCCUCCGGCUGCUCCUCCCCGGGCCGAAGCCACUCGCCACCUCCGUGAGAGACUGCAGCACCUGAGAGACGAGUGCGGGUUCGGUUUCUAGCGGGACACUUAUAUUUUUAUGGAGUUUUGGUUUUAGUUUGAUGAAAGACUAGAUCCUGAACUGUUGUACAUAUUUCUGACUAGGCUAAUGCACAGUGCAAAUUCCUUUUUUAAUUGUUUUUUAAGUAGUUGAUACUAAAGCGCGAACCACCGGAUGUUCCUCCCGGGACCCAGCUGUAGCAUAAGGUGUCAAAAACAGAACCACGUACCCAUGGAGCGUUUGCUGUUUUAACAAACUGUUUUCUUUAACAGAAGUUCUUGUAUUUCUCCCUGUGUUUGAGAUGAACAUUUUUUAAAUUCUGAAGUUGUACAGUUUUGGUUUUUUUUUUUCCAUUAUUUUAAUCUUGUUUGUAAUUCUAUGAAAUAUAUAUAUAUAUAUUUUUUGCCAUUUAACUGUUGUAUGUUACUCUCUCUGUAUCAUAUAGAAAUUUUUUUGUUUUGUUUUGUUUUGGAUUCUCUCUGUGAUACCAGUUCCCAGUUUAACACAAGCUUUAUCUGUCCAGUUCCACAAGGUCUCUUUUGGAAAUCCUUUUCUUAUGUCUUGUUUUGGUUCGUUUUUUUAAUUAUAUUGCUUGGUCAUAGUGCAAUUUCUCUCCUCCUUCCCCCUCCUCCUUCCCACCCACUAAAAGGUUUUAUAAAUUCA